CCUAGUAUCGUUGACUUCGCGUGCACACGAGUCAUAAAAUUGUUCAUUCAAAGAGAAAGACUUUGAGCUUGUUCCGUUCGAGGAUAUCUGAACCACAAUGUCGCGUGGAAAUCGUGAAAUCACCCAGGGCAUACUGAAGCAUUCCAUGAGAGACAACUACUCAGAGCACGGUGUGGAAGAGUAUUAUAGGAAGGUCGGAGCAACAUAUCGAAACCCGCACUUUCCUGGCGUGAAGACUGUCCUCUGGCUGUGGUUCAAUAGACUAUGGGCCAUGGAGGGCGAGCGUAUUGGUCGAAGCAAGUUUAAUGUCUUUGACAUGGCGUGCGGUAGCGGAGAAGCGACACUUUCGUUCAUCGAGUGGUGGCAAGCUGGCCAGAAGGCUUACGAUGCCUUACAGUCGCCCGCAGCCGGAACCUCAAAUCUCUCGCGAAUACAGAGGAAGCCGGUGCAACUGGAACCUCCACCUUUGAGCUCAGAGCUGAAGAGACCCUCGUUAUUUGCGGCUGACCCUUUCACUGCAGAAGCGCUUCAUGCACGGACAGGCAUGCACAACUGUUCAAAUUUAUCGUUCAGAGAUGUGGCAGAAGGCAUGCUUCCAGCCUCUUCUCUGUCGUCCGUCCAGGCUGUGAUACCUGGAGAAUCAAGCUUAACGACGUUGGAGAUGACUAUAUGUUCGUUUGCCUUGCACCUCGUAGAGUCGCAGUCAGAAUUAUUUUCUUUGCUGUGGGAGCUGAGUACGAAAUGUCGAUGGUUAAUCGUGGUUGCACCACAUAAGAAACCGGAAAUCAAGGAGGGCUGGGGCUGGAUGAAGUGGAAUGUAGACUCUUGGAAUGAGACUCAGGUGAAUGACACAAAGGGAGAGAUGUUACGAGACCGGUGCGUACAGCAUGAGUAAUAUAACGAAGGUCGUGCUGAUGUCCGUGUUUGUCAGAGUCCACUGUCGCGUGUACCGUAGUAUAAACGUGAACAGCGAGUAGGACGUUCCUUGUAGAACCGUGCUUGCAUGGAAAAUGUGCGAACGAAGGUUGUGUGAACGAAGAUGAAGGAAUAGGCUUCGCGAUCAGGCAUGUCAUCAAGUGCUGACGCUUGACUGCUAUCAGCCCAUUCAUGCGAUAACACAAACCGCGCGGUCGUUGUUAUCCUGGAUAGUGGUGCAAUGCUCGAAGUCCACAGGAAACUGUGUUGCAUCGGCACCGUCUGGACUGCACAUGUUGUCAACUGACAGUGACUUGAACGAAACGAAUGUGGUGAAGCUGUCCAUGGUCAAGGAGAGACGGGAAUUGUUGUCGUUGCGCCAGCGAACGACUAUUUGGUGAGUAGGAUGGGCAAGCUUGGAUC
Molecule: messenger RNA, 1338 nt
Organism: Phanerochaete carnosa HHB-10118-sp
Lineage: Eukaryota; Fungi; Basidiomycota; Agaricomycetes; Polyporales; Phanerochaetaceae
Exons: 8
Coding region: 98-895 (265 amino acids)
Source: RefSeq, a predicted model, not a curated record